Molecule: messenger RNA, 1423 nt
Organism: Corticium candelabrum
Lineage: Eukaryota; Metazoa; Porifera; Homoscleromorpha; Homosclerophorida; Plakinidae
Exons: 3
Coding region: 597-1241 (214 amino acids)
Source: RefSeq, a predicted model, not a curated record
CCUCCACUGUUCACGCGCCCACCGUUCCUUUGGAGUUGAAAAAAGAUUUUUGGUACCGUACAGUGUUGUCGCCAGGGCGGGGCGUUUAUGUAGAUCGAGCUAACGUUUGUAAUUACAGAUCGCAACCCAAUAUCUCGUUCCAAUGGAUCAUCUCGAAGACUCUCCUCACGUGCACCGAACAGACUAAUUACUACUUGGUUGUCAUACAGUUGUAGGUCUCUUUCCGUUAGUCUAACUCGCUAGAUUUGGUUAUCUCGUGCAAAGGCUCCCCCCCCAAUCACCUUUAGUCUCUCUAGGUGGUCAUCUGUGGCCUAGCAGUCGAAGAAAUCGGCCUGAAGUCAGCCUGAUUUGGCUUUACCAGUGAUGCAAUUUUGUUGCUGGAACCGACAAACGUCACGUAGCUGUGGUUGCCUGAAGACUUCCGUAGAACGAUACUCACGACCUCUGACCGUUGGGUCAGGCUUGUUCUAUAACUAUUCUACUGGAUAUCUGCAUGCCCUUUGCCACUAUGCAAACGUAUAUAUUGUAGGCUGUUGCAGACAAACGCUCAGCAUUGUAACUCAACGUUGCAAGUGUGUUAGUGAAGUCGGGAAGAGAUGGGAAGUUUCAUGAUCAGACGUGUCUUCGACGUAUUGUCGAUCAGCUUGAUGACUGCCUUGCUGUUCAACGUGGAUGGCGUUUGUGGAAAACCGCUAACGAGAGUGACGAGAAACACUGAAAGAAACUGCAACGCGUUUAAAGAUUACUUCGUCAUUUUGACGUACGACCGCACGAAAGUACUGACGGUCUUACCUCGCGGGCAAGGACUAGAGCUGAGGAACGUGACAGAGAAGCUCACACUGAGCAAUUUGUUUAGCAAAACCAGCGGCUUGUAUCCAACGUUUACAGCAUACGCAAAGCAGCGCAAACUGUCAGUGGAUGAUGAAGGAAAAUUGACUAUUACGAACAAUGCAUCGACAUUCUACGCCAUACACGCCAAUUUCACCCGCAAAAAUCUAACGUUCGAAUACUACUUGCGUGCGCUAACAAGCGGUACCAAAUGUGGUGGAGGCGACUACAUUGUCUCUCCUUACAAACACGUGGAGCCACACAAACUGACCAGCACGCAUGCGGCCUGCGCACAUGAACCUCUAGCAGCAGGAGUUGAUGGUCUUGAUUGGAAUGAGUAUGUCUUCUUUUUGGAGGAGGUGAAUAGCAGCAGACAUCUCAGUGAAGAACUGACGCAACUUUGUUGCAAGUAAUGAUGGUAUAGAAUAAUGCAAACUCGUAGUUAACGUUUUGCAUGUAUAUGUUAGAUCUAAUAAACAUAUUUUGCAUUUUUUUAUAAUUGUUGUAUUUUUGGUAUUUCUUAGGCUUGCAAUGGAUGUUUACUAUUAGAAAGAGUUAUUUUACUUUUUUUGAAUUUUAUAAUAGAAAACAAUCU